Molecule: messenger RNA, 1919 nt
Organism: Mercenaria mercenaria
Lineage: Eukaryota; Metazoa; Mollusca; Bivalvia; Venerida; Veneridae
Exons: 2
Coding region: 119-877 (252 amino acids)
Source: RefSeq, a predicted model, not a curated record
CAAUAAAGCGGUGAGUUUACCUUUGCCACAUCUACUAGCCAAUGAUUGUGUUGGACUGUAUGGAAACGGCUGUAAUGUUUUCUCUUUUCGUCUUUUAAAGAAAACUAACUGCUGAACGAUGCGAUUCAAUAUAAAGUGCCUUUGGACAAUGAAACUAACAACAGUAAUUGUUAUAUUAAUGAACAGUCUAUGUCAUUGCAAAUCAACAUACGGGUUUUCCAAGGACAAGGAUGACAUUUAUAGCGAACUAAAUAGUUCUUCAUAUCCAGAUAUCACAAGUAAGAAAUUUAUUCACGAUGCGUUAGCAAAGACUUUUACUACAGACAAGCGUAGCUGGGGCAGCAAUUUUUCAGUUCGGAGCAAGUGGCAUUAUGAGGACAUUCCCAACAAACGAGACAACGAGCCGCAUAUUGAUGUAGCUGACGGAAGGAAAUGGGCAACAUUCGUCACAUGGGGCAAGAGAAACUAUGAACUACUAUUAGAUGAACUGGAUAAACGGAAAUGGGAAAAGUUAACACCAAGGGGUAAAAAGGUCGAAAUGAAAAAUGAUUUAGAAACUGCAAGGAAACAAACUGCGCCCUGGGGAGAACACGAUAAGGAGUUGGGAACAGAUAUUGCUGUAAAUAUACAUAAUAAAAGAAAAUGGAACCGACUGGCAGUUUGGCCUAAAAGAAGAAAUGAAAAGGAGACUAAGGACAAAAGAGACUGGAACAAGCUCGGGCCUUGGGGAAAGCGACCGAAAAUCCCCAAAGCCUGGCUUGCUUUAGAGCCAUGGGGUAAGCAAAAAUGGACCGGGCUGACAACGUGGGGUAAACGCUCUGAUGAUGAUUUCAGGGCAACACCUUUGUCGAUAAAACUGCUCCGCUUUAUAUCUUAAUGGUUACGUAGCCAGAUACGUAGACGAGCACAAACAAUUGUAUCCGAAUAUUGAUGUCACAUCCAUCCACGGAAGAAAAACGAUGCCAGAAGUAUAUCAAUUGAGAAUAAUUAACAUUUAGUUCUUGAAAAGCAAUUAAAUAUAAUUACUGCAAUCAAUAUUAAAACAUAAAGGAGUCUGCUGUUAUUUUUCCUGGUUGCAAUCUAUGCUUCCUAAGGCUUUUAUAAACUAUCACAAUAGCAAUCUAUAUGUGCCGUUUGGCGGCAGUAAAAGUCUCCCUGUAUUUUAUUCAACGUUUUUUUAUAUGUUGUAGGCCUUUAGGAUCAUGUGCUCAAUUCAAUAUAUAUGUAAUAGAAUUCCGUUUAAGCCGGUGCUAAGGGGCAUGAGAAGUACGGCACAUUCCAUUACCUCUCAUGAACAGACUCAAACUGAGUCUGCUAUUAUUUUGCUUGGUUGCAUUUUAUGUUACCAAAUGACACUACUGGAUGCACAUACCAUUAAACAUGGUUUAAAACCCUGUAAAAUAUCCAUUAAAAUAGGAAAAACCAUUAAUUAACACCAUUAAUUCUUGCAUCACUUUAUUUAAUAGGUUUCACAAUAUUUAUGGGUAACAUGUUAAAAUACCAUUAAAACAUCCAUUUUUGACCAUGAAUCAUGCCGUUAAAAUUUUGGUUUGGUAGCUAAAAAGUUAAUGGCUUUGAAAAAAUAAUGAAAUUGUGUAUAUUUUGAAUUUAACAGGAUUAUUCAUGGCCCUUAACUUUGAUUUAAUGCCCAUUAAAUGUUUAGGUUCUCUACGAUUUCAUUUAAGAGUAAAGUUAAUGGCCCUUAACAGCAAUGUGAUGCCAAUUAAAUCCUACAUUCUGUAAAAUGUGAUUGAUAUAUUUUCAGCAACACAAAAAAAAAUAUUUUUUGGUUUUUGGCUUGCGCUUGCCCCACUGAAUGCUUAUAAUUCCAGUCCCAUAUUGUUCUAAAAUGGACUUUAAUCAAAAUGAAUACAUACUACGCACACAUCGUCUAUAAUAUAUCAUGAUGUUAUAUUUAG